AGCAGUCUGGCGCAAAGUUUGGUUCAAAGUUUUCUCGGCUUGAAUGAAAUUGCAACUGAAUUUGUAUUAGGACAGUCAUCCGCAUCCUACCCAGAGGGAAGAUGUGUAAAGAUAUCCCCUUCUGUUUUUUUCCUUUUCCCUGAAAACCAAAGAUUUUUGCUCAACUGCUUUUAAGUAAUGUAUGGUGAGCGAAAUUGUUCAGGGUAUUUUUCUUGGGUAUCUUGACCCCUUCCUUUAUUGCAAGCUGAAAGCUUGUAGAAUCAAGAACAUAGAAACCAACAGCUCACACUAGCUUCUGUUGCUGCCUUAAAAGUAGAGAAGAAACUGGAUCCCUUAGCAAAACAGCUAAAAAUAACUCCACUUUCCAUGUAAGCAAUUGUUUUAGUUGCUUCAGGGUUGUUGCAUAGUUUGACAAAUGGGAGGGAUGAUGACUUCAGAGCAUUUGAACAUGCAUCAAUAAAGUUUGGAAACCCAUCACAUAAGUUAUUAAGCUAAUAUCUUCUUGUUUUUUUCCCAGCAGACGUUCCUGUUGGCGUUGGGAAUAAACUGCCAACACACUUAGAGCUGAAAAUCUAUUGUUUUGCUGCUUUAACUCUUAGGUUUGGCACGAUAUACUGUAUGCACGUUAGGUCCAACUUUAGCUAUUUACAAAAAAGACCAAUACAUCUCCAUAGUAUUCUCUGAAUGGACAGGUUUCCUAGAUUUAAAAGAAAGGCUGAUUCAGAGUACCCUUCCAAAAUGGCUGCUCUUAAGGAAGAAAGAGAUGUUGAAGACUACAAGAGGAAAGGAAGACGAUCCUCCCAGGGCCACGAGCCUAAAGAGCCAGAGCAGUUGAGAAAGCUGUUCAUUGGAGGUCUGAGUUUUGAAACAACAGAUGAUAGCUUGAGAGAGCACUUCGAAAAAUGGGGCACACUCACGGAUUGUGUGGUGAUGAGAGACCCACAGACAAAACGUUCCAGAGGCUUCGGCUUUGUGACUUACUCUUGUGUGGAAGAGGUAGAUGCUGCAAUGAGUGCUCGACCACAUAAAGUUGAUGGACGGGUGGUUGAACCAAAGAGAGCAGUUUCAAGGGAGGAUUCUGUAAAGCCUGGGGCACAUCUCACAGUAAAGAAAAUAUUUGUUGGUGGAAUUAAAGAAGAUACGGAAGAGUAUAAUUUAAGGGAAUACUUUGAAAAAUAUGGCAAGAUUGAAACUAUAGAAGUCAUGGAAGACAGGCAAAGCGGAAAGAAAAGAGGCUUUGCUUUUGUAACUUUUGAUGAUCAUGAUACAGUUGAUAAAAUUGUUGUUCAGAAAUAUCAUACUAUAAAUGGACAUAAUUGUGAAGUGAAAAAAGCACUGUCAAAACAAGAGAUGCAGACUGCUAGCUCUCAGAGAGGUCGUGGGGGUGGCUCAGGCAACUUCAUGGGUCGUGGAAACUUUGGAGGUGGUGGUGGAAACUUUGGCCGAGGAGGAAACUUCGGUGGAAGAGGAAAACAAUCUCAUCUGUUUUGUGUUCCAGGAGGCUAUGGGGGUGGUGGUGGCGGUGGUGGGAGCAGAGGAAGCUUUGGGGGUGGUGACGGAUACAAUGGAUUUGGUGAUGGUGGCAACUAUGGAGGUGGUCCUGGCUAUGGCAGCAGAGGAGGAUACGGUGGUGGCGGAGGACCAGGAUAUGGAAACCCAGGUGGUGGAUAUGGAGGUGGAGGAGGAGGAUAUGAUGGCUACAAUGAAGGAGGAAAUUUUGGUGGUGGUAAUUACGGUGGCAGUGGAAACUACAAUGAUUUUGGCAAUUACAGUGGACAGCAACAAUCUAACUAUGGUCCCAUGAAAGGUGGUGGCAGCUUUGGUGGCCGAAGUUCGGGCAGUCCCUAUGGUGGUGGUUAUGGAUCUGGGAGUGGAAGUGGGGGCUAUGGUGGUAGAAGAUUUUAAAAAUGCUACCGAAAAAGGGUUGAAUGAGAAGCUGCUGAUUGACAAAAUGGGGAAUGUCUUGCACAUCCUCUUCAAUUGGAGGUUUCUGACUGGGUAAGAUUUGUAGUGCUUAGUAAAACACUUGUUUAACCCUUGUUUCCUUCUAGGCUUUCCUUUACCAGCCUCUUUAACAUCAAGGAAAGCCUUAAGUAUUAAGCAAGUAUUGAAGCAUAUGUCACCCAGUAAUUCCUGGUCUGAAUCAGGCUUGUUUGCUGAUACAAUCUGUGUUCAAGAAUCUUGCAUUCCUGACAGGUACAAAGUUGCUGUGUGUCUGAGAUUAACAAAAUAGAAAUACGUGCUUUGAAAUAAAUGCUGUAGUUACACUGAGGAGUGUACAGUCAGUUUUUGAGAAGUUGUUCAUUAACUUGUAAUAAAGAUGGAAGUCUUUUUUUUUAAAAAAAAAAAAAAAAAGCCUGACAUUAAAAGGUUAAGACUCUUCAGCUCUUCUUCAUGCUUCACAGGAGUGUGUAAUGUAGUGAUUCUGCAAUAAUUCAGUAAAAAACAUCUUGCACUGAUUCGAACAGUGAUUUGUCCAAUAACAAAUGAAUCUUGGCUUGCCAAGUGAUUCCCUUUCAGGUUUCUGGUGCUUUCAGGGUGGGUUAGCACAGGCUAAUACUGUAAAGUGAUACCUAGCUGAAAGCUGAACUUUUCAAUUGGAUGACUAGCAAUAAAGUAAUUUUUCAUGGAAUCUGCUUUUAUGCACAUGGAUUCUUAACUCUGGAAACAUAUUUUCGUGUUCUGCAUCUUACAGGUUGUUAUGGGUAUAGAAUAUGUUUUUAACUCUUUCUGUCUAGUAGUCUAGUACUUAAACUAUGUUUUUCAGUCUUUGUAGUAUUUUUGUGAAGUCAGUUUCCUUUUUGUGUUGAUUAUGCUUAAGUUACUCUGAAAAUAAAGUCAAAUGGAAUAUGCUUGUGCAUUUCAGUUUAACUUAAGGCUUAGGUAUGUUCAGAGUGAUGCCAGCAUUUAAACUUGUCAUUUGCUAUCUCUAAAACAGCUAGAAAGCAAACUUUUGACACUGCAACAUGUACAAUUAAAAGUUAGCUGAUGUAAUUUACAUUGGCAAGGUAGAGACUAGAGAUAAUUAGGAUGUUCUUAUGAAAUGGAAAUCUCACAGUGACUAUAUAUAUAUUUUUUUUUUAAAGUGACUUUUUCUUAGAUGAGGCUGAGCCAAAAUUAAACUGCUGCAGGGAGGUCACGGUCUUGUCUUAAUACAUUACACUAGAUACCUUAUUUAGGUGACUAGCUUUGCUUUUCCUCUGCAAUGCAGAUACAUAGGGCUAUUGAGAACAUAAACUCUGGCCUAUAAAAAUAUAACUGAGGUUUUUUUAUAGUAGCUGCUAUUGAGAAGAGAGAUGUAAACUUACAGAGCCUUGGUCCCUAAGCUGCAGUUCUACAGAAAUUUAUUCAGUACUUAAAGGUGUUUGUUAACUUGAAAGCAAGUGUUAUUUCUGGUAGUAAAUAUAUCUUUCUCCAAAAGAUGCAGAUCUGAUAAAUGUUUUGCCGUUAGAAAACAUUGAAAUUGAACAAUUAUCUUAACUUGGAUAGCCUUUAAAUAUUGUAAGGUGGGAAGGGGGAUGCUCCUAGCCUUUCAAGUCUUGAUUUUGUGAUAUAUUGACUUGCUAUCUUUGGUUCUUGUAUUUGGGAGAUGAACGUGUAUUGCUAUACUAUCAUCAACACUGCGCUGGAAUAUUAACUUACAUAUCAGUCUGAUCUCUGACAAAUAUUUGUAUUUUAACUUGUGUGGCGCAUGAAAGAUCUUGAAUAUCACUAAACUUCAGAUAUCUGAUGGAUGAUUCUUUUUCUACUGUGGGUGCUACAGGUUGACAUCUCUAUCUAAGAUUAGCUUUUUCCUGAACUAAAGUAAUCCAAGUAUCUCCAUAGAAGAAAAAUGGCCUUCAUGUAGAAGAUAAUAUCGCAAGAUUGGAAACAGAAUAAUAUAUUAAAAUAACUGGCAAAGACUUCAAGAGCAAUGGUGCUAGUGUGGUGAAAUCUUAAUACUUGUGGUUAAACAAGUUUAAAAAUAGCAUGGAUAUUAAGAACUUCAGUAUAGUCCAUAAUGGAUUGAAAUUUGUUAAAAUAUUUCAUUUUUGUAUCAGAAUAAAGUGUAUAUUGUCAAUUGA
Molecule: messenger RNA, 4064 nt
Organism: Struthio camelus australis
Lineage: Eukaryota; Metazoa; Chordata; Aves; Struthioniformes; Struthionidae
Source: RefSeq, a predicted model, not a curated record